AUGCCAGUCAUUGGCAGCAAGAUCAGUAGACGAGUGGUCCUCCCUUCAUUUACCAGCAGAGGAGGGUAUCGGUUUCCAAGGCUUACCCAAAGUACUACCAUUGGCGUUGGAUUUGGAAAUUGCAGGUAUCGCACUUUUACUGCAGCAGAAGAAAUCCACGAGGAGAGCCAUGACAACGGCAAUUUGAAGCGACAACACCCGAUUACAGGACCUGGUACAGGAAGUAGUAUCAAGCUGGCGUCAUCAUCAUCCGAUACAGUUUUGCCAGCUUUGGAGAUUCUUCAAGGAGGCUCUGCUCUCCAGAUUUCAUUCGAUUUGAAGGAACAAGAUAACACGACGACACAAACUAAUAUAAAAUCCAUAUAUCAUGCUCCCUGGCUUUGGUAUGCGGACCCGACCUACAUACAUCCUUCUUCCGGACAGCGACUACGACGAUGGAGUCACUUUCCAGGAUGGAAAAUUCAAGCUGUGGAACUUGUGCAUCAUGAUCCAACUUCCAAAGCAGCAGCAGCAACAACAACAAUUACUGACAUUGACAGUACUUCUGCCUCCAUUCCUCAUCCACCACCUCCUCCUGGAUGCAUGCACUCUAUUGGCACUGUGUAUGACGAUACCUUUCGUCAGCCACAAGACAAACAACGACAAUUCUUGAAGGUUACAUGGGACACAACAACAUCUGCAACAACAGCAACAACGACCACUGAAACGGGGGAUAGUGAUAACCCGGUUGUCUCCUACUACGAUUGGGAAUGGCUACAACGUUGUCGAUACGAUGACCAGGCACGACAAGAACGGGCUCAGAACACACGCAUUACACAGAAACAGGCACUCGGUCGUCAUCCAAACUGUGCCAAGAUACAAGAAAUACCCUAUGCCGAACUCUUCCCAUCGGAUGGUGACUACCGAUCGGCCAAACCGGACACACUCUUGAGAGUUUUGCAUGCCGUGGCAGAACAGGGAGCUGUCCUCCUCAAGGAAUCACCCAUUUUAGAAUCCUUCCUCCACUAUGAUCCCAACAGCGCCGCCAUUGACCACGACGACGAACAAGGCUGGACGCACAAAUCGGCCGUGGCUAAAGUGGGACGCGCCAUGUCGGGGGGAUCCUUGUCCCACGGGACGCUCUAUGGGGAUUUGUUCCAUGUCCGAUCCAUGCCCCAUGCACUCAAUAUCGCCUACACAUCGGUUCCCUUGAGCCCGCAUCAAGAUUUGACCUACUUUGAAUCCAAACCAGGUAUGCAACUAUUGCAGUGUGUGCGUCGGGAACAAAUUCGAGGUGGUGAAUCGGUAUUGGUGGAUGCCAUUGCGGCGGCGGAACACUUGCGACAAGUGGCACCGCCCGAACUGUUCCAGACACUUUGUAGGGCGCAUGCCACCUUUGGCAAGCAACGACCGGGUGCAGAUAUGGUAUAUCAUCGACCUCAUAUCGUUUUGGGAGGAAGCAUGGGACAAGUCGUUGCGGUGCAUUGGAGUCCCCCGUUCGAAGGACCACCACUGGAGAUUCCACAAGAUGCUCUGGAGGAUUACUUGAUGGCAUAUGCGGCGUUUGAACGCUUGUUGGACGACCAACUAUUCUCGUCGUCAUCCAACCAGACUUCGUCGGCAUUCUUGCCACCCGACUUGGAUGCUAUGUUGCAUCAAUAUGCUUGUGACUACACUUGGGAACGUGCCUUGGAACCUGGGGAUAUUCUUGUAUUUAACAAUCAACGCAUGCUCCAUGGUCGUCGUGGCUUUGAACUCCUGGAGGAUGCCAACAAGGAUGAACAUAAUGUCAUCCAUCGACACUUGGCGGGAUGCUACACCAAUAUUGACGACACCAUCAACACCUACCGAGUCCUCCUACGACAGCUUCCAAACCGAGAGAAUUUAACGGUGCGAGGUUUUGGAAAUGGCAGCAGUGGUUCUUUCUAG
Molecule: messenger RNA, 1908 nt
Organism: Seminavis robusta
Lineage: Eukaryota; Bacillariophyta; Bacillariophyceae; Naviculales; Naviculaceae
Source: the annotation of a GenBank genome assembly